This is a messenger RNA of Aricia agestis (brown argus), 2272 nucleotides long. It is a transcript of the gene Brf, whose product is annotated as transcription factor IIIB 90 kDa subunit. Gene Ontology annotation, molecular function: TBP-class protein binding; RNA polymerase III general transcription initiation factor activity; RNA polymerase III type 3 promoter sequence-specific DNA binding. Gene Ontology annotation, biological process: DNA-templated transcription initiation; transcription by RNA polymerase III; transcription preinitiation complex assembly. NCBI's taxonomy places the organism in Eukaryota, Metazoa, Arthropoda, Insecta, Lepidoptera, Lycaenidae. Gene Ontology annotation, cellular component: transcription factor TFIIIB complex; transcription preinitiation complex; nucleus. The transcript has 11 exons. The record is from RefSeq and is a predicted model, not a curated record. Bases 176 to 2137 code for a protein of 653 amino acids.
UGCCUCGCAUCGAAAGCAGAUUUUUUGUUUAUCAAUUUUAUCAUUAGUUGAAUAAGUUUAAAUCGGUAAAAGGAAGAAAGAAUAAUAAAAGUUACACAGAAAUUAAGCAGUAAACAUUAAAUGAUUUCACAGUUUUAUUCAAACUUUCAUUUCAACUGAUACUUUAUGAACCACGAUGUCGGGGAAGAAAUGUAAACAUUGUGGAUCUUCAGACAUAGAAGUAGAUCCCGCUAGGGGAGACGCUGUGUGUACAAACUGUGGCUCCGUUCUCGAGGACAAUAUAAUUGUAGCUGAAGUAGAGUUCCAAGAAAAUGCUCAUGGUGGUGCCUCUGCUAUUGGACAAUUUGUAUCAGCAGAUUCUAAAGGAGGUGCCUCAGGUUUUGGCCGAGCUUUCAAUGCUGGUGUAGGUCAGGAGUCUCGGGAAGUGACACUAAGAAAAGCUAGAGAUGGUAUAACUGCUUUAUGCCAGCAGCUGCGACUAAACCAGCAAUGCAUAGAUAUUGCCUGCAACUUUUUCAAGAUGGCAUUAUCACGCCACCUCACAAUUGGACGGCCAGCAUCACAUACACAAGCAGCUUGUGUGUACAUCACCUGUAGAACAGAAGGCACUGCACAUCUGCUAAUUGAUAUCAGCGAUGCUCUUCAAAUAUGCUGCUAUCAACUAGGACGCACAUACUUCAAGUUGUCUCGAGCACUUUGCAUCAACAUUCCCCCUACUGAUCCCUGUCUAUACAUACUGCGGUUCGCGUCGCAACUGAAGUUCGAGGAUAAGGAGCACGAGGUGAGCAUGACGGCGCUGCGGCUGGUACAGCGGAUGAAGAAGGACUCCAUCCACUCUGGUCGACGUCCAUCCGGAGUUUGCGGUGCCGCCCUCCUCAUAGCAGCCCGACUUCACGACUUUUCUAGAACACCUACAGACGUGGUACGGAUUGUGAAAGUCCAUGAGACCACUCUACGGAAGAGGCUGAUGGAGUUUGGGGAGACGCCGUCCAGCGCGCUCACUCUGGACGAGUUCAUGACCGUGGACUUGGAGGAGAAGCAGGACCCGCCGGCGUUCAGAGCCGCCAGGAAGAGAGAUAAAGAGAGACUUCAAAAACUGCUCGAAGAAGAAGAUGGAGAGAAGGAGUUGACAGAAUUACAGAGGGAGAUAGAAGCUCAGUUGGAAAAGGACAAACAGCGACGGAAGAAAACCGCCGGUGUACCAGUGUCAUCUGUUGUAGGGGAUCCCGAGGCGAACAUAGAAGACGCGGAGGCGUCGCAGUUCGCGGCGGAGGACACCAUCACCAUUAUCGGCGAGAUCGCAAAGGGCGUGGAGACCACCGGCAACUCGGUAUUACCCAAACACGAGAAAAUGAAGAUUGAGAAAGGCCUUGGCCCCGAGCUAGCAGUAAUGGGCCUCGGUCACACAGACGAUAAAUCGGAUAAAUUCGUGAAGCCGGAAGUGAAGGGUCAGUUCAGCAAAGACCUGAACACGCCAGAAGAGUUGCUGCUCAGCGAGAACGACGAGGAGUACAUCGACUCGCUCAUCAUGACGGAGGAGGAGGCGAGAUACAAGACACAGCUGUGGAACAACAUUAACGCUGAUUACUUGAAGAAUCAAAAGAUCAAAGAAGAAAUGAAAGCAAGAGAGAAAGAAGAAAACAAGGACAAAAAACGCAAAAUACGAGGUUCAUACAAGAAGAAGGUGGCGUGUAACGCCGCGACGGCGGGCGAGGCGAUCGGCAAGAUGUUGGCUGAGAAGAAAAUUAGCUCCAAAAUCAACUACGACAUACUCAAGAGCUUGGACCAGCCUGGCACGCCGCUGCCCGCGCCGACCACCCCAGUGCAACCUGUUGUUGAGGCAAAACCUCCAACACCUAUGGAACUGGUGCCCGCAUCGCCGGUGCCGCGCAAACGUAAGAAGAAGGCGGCGCCGAGCCCCGCCCUCCCCUCGCUCCGCGCGCCGGCCCCGCCCUCCCCGCGCACGCCCGUCCCGCCCUCGCCUAAACCCGCCUCCGCGCCGCCUACACCCGCUGAACAAGAUGCGGAUGAUUAUGACGACGACCUGAACGCUGAGGCGGACGAGACGGAAAUGUCACUGUCAAAGAUGUUGCACAACGGACAAGAUGAUGAUUAUUACGAUUACGAAGAGUAUUAGUUGGACACAUUCUAGUAACCAUACCUAUCCAUACUUUCCAUAUUUAUGUUGAAUAUGCGAAAGUAACUCUGUCGCGCUGUCGCGUCAAAAGUAGGUAUAAAUAAAUAAACGUUUAUUCAACGGAAAUUUAAACAU